GAGUAAGAGAAACUGAAGUGUAGUUGAGCUGUUGUGUGUUUGUGUCUCUGUAUUCAUGCAGUAAAAUGGCAGAAGCCAGAAUUUCAGUGGAUCAGAAUGAGUUCCUGUGUCCAGUGUGUCUGGAUCUCCUGAAGGAUCCAGUGACCACUUCCUGUGGACACAGUUACUGUAAAAACUGCAUUACAGACUGCUGGGAUCAGGAGGAUCAGAUGAGAGUCUACAGCUGCCCUCAGUGCAGACAGACCUUCAGUCCAAGACCUGCUUUAGCUAAAAACACCAUGCUGGCUGAAGUGGUGGAGAAACUGAAGAAGACUAAACUUCAUCCUGACUGUUACGCUGGAGCCAGAGAUGUGCAGUGUGCCGUCUGUACUGGAAGAAAACACAAAGCCGUCAAGUACUGUCUGAUGUGUCUGGAGUCUUACUGUCUGAAUCACCUUGAACAACAUGAGAGUUUCUUUAAAGGAAAGAGACACAAUCUGACUGAAGCCACUGGACGACUGCAGGAGAUGAUCUGCCAGAAACACGACAAGAUCCUUGAUGUUUUCUGCCGCACUGAUCAGAAGUGUAUAUGUCUGCUGUGUAUGAUGGAUGAACAUAAAAACCACGACACUGUAUCAGCUGCAGCACAGAGGACAGAGAAACAGGUAUGAACUUUGUAC
This is a messenger RNA of Megalobrama amblycephala (Wuchang bream), 659 nucleotides long. RefSeq names its product E3 ubiquitin/ISG15 ligase TRIM25-like. The coding region runs from base 66 to 650 and encodes 194 amino acids. Lineage: Eukaryota; Metazoa; Chordata; Actinopteri; Cypriniformes; Xenocyprididae. The record is from RefSeq and is a predicted model, not a curated record. Gene Ontology annotation, molecular function: zinc ion binding. The transcript has a single exon.